Molecule: messenger RNA, 3294 nt
Organism: Fusarium coffeatum
Lineage: Eukaryota; Fungi; Ascomycota; Sordariomycetes; Hypocreales; Nectriaceae
Exons: 9
Coding region: 1-3294 (1097 amino acids)
Biological process (GO): DNA-templated transcription
Cellular component (GO): nucleus
Molecular function (GO): FAD binding; zinc ion binding; DNA binding
Source: RefSeq, a predicted model, not a curated record
AUGGAAGUCAUCGCAGCAGGCGCGUCUUGGAUGCUAAACAAAGCACCAUCUCCUCAGAAGAUGCUCGGCAACAUUGGCCUCGUAUCUCUUGCCGCCUGGUCGGACCUAUCGUCCAAGCUAUCUCCCAACGCAUCGAUAACACUACCCAACGAUGCUGGGUUUGGAGGCCUGAUUAGUCGAUGGCGUGACUGGCAUGCACCUCAAGCUGGAGCCGUUGUGACGGCGUUUACAGAGGCUGAUGUGCAGGAGACAAUCCGUUAUGCGAAUGAGAACGGAAUACCCUUCCUUGCGCGAUCAGGUGGACAUGGAGCAACUGAGGCGUUGCAGUUCGCAAAAGAUGCCAUCGUCGUUGAUAUUCGUGGCAUGAAUGAAGUUAAGCUUGUUGAAGAUGGAAAGUCUGCGACUAUCAGUGGAGGAGCCAGUGUAAAGAAGGUCGUCGAUACUUUGUGGGCAGCAAAGAAGCAAACAGUCACCGGUAUCUGUGAGUGCGUCGGCUUAUCAGCACCUAUCCUUGGUGGAGGCCACGGAUGGCUACAGGGCCAGUAUGGAGUUGCCUCCGAUCAAGUCAUCUCUGCAAGAGUAGUACUCCCUAAUGGUGAAGCCGUGACAGCUUCUGAAGACUCUAAUCCCGACCUCUUCUGGGGUCUACGCGGAGCAGGACACAACUUUGGUAUCGUCACAGAAUGGCAGUACCGCAUCUACGACGUUAAAAACCCGAAAUGGUCUUAUGAGGUUUUUAUCUUCUUGGGUGAUAAGCUUGAAGAGAUCUUUGAGUUGACGAACAAGAUGAUGAAGAACCAACCACCACAUAUGACCCAUUGGAUUUACAUCGUCAACAUCCCAGAGAUUGACCCAGAUAAGCCCAUUAUCUGGUACGCCAUCAUCUCAGAUGGCACAGUCGAAGAAGCGCGCGAAUACGCCAAGCCUCUCCACGACAUAGGUCCUAUAAACGUCAACGCAGACGCAGUCCCAAUGCCCGAACUCGCCCAGGUCACCCUCAUGGGCGAAGACACAGUCGCCUGUGCAAAAGGCUCCACAAGUCUUCGCUACCCGAUCGGUCUCAAAUCCUACAAUCCCCCCGCCGUCCGUAAGGUUUACGACUCCAUCGCCGAAAUCUCCCAUCGCGUUCCCGAACUUGCCGGCUCAUUCUUUCUGCUGGAGGGUUACUCUACCCAAGGCGUCAAAGCGGUCGAUGCAGCCAAGUCAGCAUUUCCUCACCGUGAUGACGAGAUCUUGAUCACGUCGGUUAUCCAGUAUAAGCCCAAUGCUACGCUGGAUGCAUUGGCGCAGGAGCAUGGGCGGAAACUGAGGGGUUUGUUGCUCGAGGCUAGUGAUGAGCCGGAGCAUUUACUUCUUGUCGUCAACGAAAUUCGUCAUCUUGAGCAGCUCUUGGGAUCUAUUGUCAACCAGUUGCCUGCUCAGCAGCAGGGUCCUUCUUCUGAUUCGCCGAGUAUCAAGAGCCCUGCUAGCACUUACAUCACGCAUGGUUCGUUGCAGGGUUCGCUGCAGUCUUCUAGCGGCAGUGGAGAAAGUACGGAAGUCAAGCCUGGACGAAUGAUGGCCAAUCCGAAUGAGACUAUUUAUGUUUCUAGCAGUCAUUGGUCUGCUAUUUGCAAUGAGGUCGAUUCUAUCCGUGAGCAUCUCGAUGAGACAAAUGAGUCUACAGAUCUGGGCAUCACGGAUCAAGCUCAGAGUCAGGUUCCCAUGCUUCUAGGCUCAGGAAGAGUACAGCCUAGUCUCGACGAGAUUCUGGCAGAUAUGCCUCCCAAGCAUAUCACAGAUAGACUUGUAUCACGAUACUUUACCGCAACUGAACCCUCCAUUAUGAUCACCCACACCGGAGAGUUUGAGAUCGAAUACAAACGCUUCUGGAACGACCCCCACUCCGUCUCAGUUCAGUGGAUCGGCAUGCUCUUCGGCGUUCUCGCAACAGGAACAUUCCUCUACAUACGCUCCCAAGACGACCUACCCGAAGGUCUUGGAGCACCUAUGGAAGUAGCAGAAGGAUUUCACCGGCGCUGCACAGACUGUUUGUUCCUAUCCAAGUACUCCACUGCGCCGGGUAAGUAUACUCUCGAAACGGUGCUGUUCAACAUCCACGGUGAAUUCGUCCGUCGACGCGAUGCUCACCUUGGUGUUUGGAUCUUGACCGGUAUUGUUGUCCGUUUGGCGAUGAGAAUGGGUUAUCAUCGUGAUCCGGAUAAUUAUCCUCGUAUUUCUCCCUUCCAUGGCGAGAUGCGGAGACGAGUCUGGGGCGUUAUUCAACAGCUCGAUAUCCUGACGUCUUGCCAACUUGGCUUGCCUUCUCUUAUUCAAGAAUCGCAGUGCGAUACUAGACUGCCAAGGAAUAUUACGGAUGACGAUUUUGGACCUGAUUCUACUCGACUUCCCCCACCGAGACCGGACACCGUCAUGACACCAGUUUUGUACACACGGGUCAAGGUCAGAAUGAUGACUAUCUACAGAACAAUAUUUAACCAAGUUUCUCUUGGAAAGACGGAGAAUUAUGAGGAGAUUAUGGCACUUGAUCAUAAACUUCACCAGAUGCAUCAGUCUAUGCCACCUUGCUUCCAGAUCGCCAAAUUGGAAGAUUGCAUCAUGGUUGCGCCUUACAUCCUUAUUCGACGCUAUAACCUCGAGCUUCUCUUUCAAAAGGCGAGAUGUACACUGCAUCGCCAUCAUAUGACGAAGGCGUACCAGGAUCCCAAGUACAAUUACUCCCGAACAGCCUGCGUCGACUCAGCCAUGACUGUUCUUGGACACCAAGCAAGUAUUCUCAAAGAAGUUCAAGUCGGGGGUCUUUUGUACAAGGAUCGAUGGUUCCUCACAUCCCUUGAGCGUCAUGACUUUUCGCUUGCUUCAAUGGUUGUUUGUCUUGAACUUAGCAAACCACCUGAGCAGCAGAAUCCCGAACUCGUGGGCUACUCCAGAGAGGAUAUGAUUCAAGCACUGAAGACUUCACAAGUAUUCUGGGCGGCGCUCAAGGCUGUGUCUGCCGAAGCAAAACAGGCCUACGAUAUGCUUACAGUAAUGCUGAAUGCUGUUUCCGUCAACGAUAAAGCUUCAACAGCUGCAAUGGAGAAGAUUGUCAGCAAUGAGAAGGCAGCUACUCAGAAUGGACACGUGAAUGUGAACAUGCCUGACCCGAGUGAGACGCCGUUCUCGAGCGAGUUCCAGGGUCUUGAAGCUAUGCUGAACAACUCUGAACCUGUGGACUGGGAUAUGUGGGAGUCGCUUGUUCAUAUGCCUGAUGAGUUUUCGAAUUAUGAGAUGUCGGAGGAACCUCAGACUUAA